CUAUAAAGGUAAUGCUUCAAGAUCUUUAUCAAGUAUUCGAAGGGUGCGCACAAAUCUCUCGAGAUGAGUUAUGGUCUCUGGAACGCUUAAAUGACCAAGUAAAAUCACGUGCAAACUUGAUUGCACAUUCUGAAUCACUGAAGAACGAUAUUUUGCUCUCAACAAGGGGUAGCAUGACUGGUCUAGAUCAUCACCGUUGUCCAAAGAAUACGAUUUGGUCGUGGAGUGAGGGUUGGAAUCGACGAUGGUUCCUCGACUCAACAACAUUAUCUAUCCAACCAAGUUGCUCCCCAGCAAGCUCUGCACAUAAUCCCAAUCCUUCUUUACUGUCAACGCUGGCUUUAAUAAGAAAUUGUGGGAGUUUGGAUUUGAUGAUGGAAGGUUCGCGCCUGACUGUCAAGGCAUCGAUGUUUGAGUCUACUCCUCUCGAUACUCCAGCCAGUACAGUACUGGAACUGGACGGCCAAACACACAAGUUCGAGGUAUUACCAUGUGGCUUACAUGCUAUUGCAGCUUCGGUUCUGUUUGGAGAUUCCUGGAAUAUGAGCACAUAUACUGGCUACGUCGCAGGAGGUGGCCGAUCGGUGGAAAUUUUGUUAACACUACCACCACGAUUGCAUGCAAAUCAACGGUUUGAGAAGUUAACCUCCCGUCACCCAUACCCAGGGAUGGAAUUAGCUCGUCAAUUGCGCGUUCAGCUCUGGCUCAAUAGUGGGGUUGAGCCAUGCAAAGACUAUUUGACAAUGUUGGCUGGGAUAUCUGUGGCAUCGCUUCAUCCACAGCACUUUGGAGUCCGUGGCUUCCAGAAGAGCUCAAUAAAUCAUAGUUCAGAGGCCCUGAACUGGUCCAUGAUCUUACAAAUUUACGCUACGUACGUCGCUGCCCCAACAUGUACGUCAGAUUAA
This is a messenger RNA of Phytophthora nicotianae INRA-310, 905 nucleotides long. RefSeq lists its product as hypothetical. NCBI's taxonomy places the organism in Eukaryota, Oomycota, Peronosporomycetes, Peronosporales, Peronosporaceae. Bases 12 to 905 code for a protein of 297 amino acids. The transcript has a single exon. The record is from RefSeq and is a predicted model, not a curated record.